Molecule: messenger RNA, 778 nt
Organism: Mobula hypostoma (lesser devil ray)
Lineage: Eukaryota; Metazoa; Chordata; Chondrichthyes; Myliobatiformes; Myliobatidae
Product: tumor protein D53 homolog
Exons: 7
Coding region: 138-767 (209 amino acids)
Biological process (GO): positive regulation of apoptotic signaling pathway; positive regulation of MAP kinase activity
Cellular component (GO): cytoplasm
Source: RefSeq, a predicted model, not a curated record
CGCUGCUGUGCGUGUCAGGUCGGUGUGAGUCCAGUUGCGGCCGGGCUUCAGUGGACGGUUGGGUGCACAGAACCGGGAACCGAGCUGAGCGGGAGUGGUGCGGGACAAAAAAAAUCGUUGCUCUGGACGGAGAGGCAAUGGAUGUCACAGAGCGAGGAUGGAUCAGCCGCUGGGACGACACCGGCUGUCGGCCCACUCUUCUUGAAACUGGAUGUUUGAGUGAUCCAGAUGCCAAUGUUGACAUUGGUACAAAGCCUGAAGUAGAAAAGGAAGAACUUCAUGUAGAAUUGGCCAAGCUGGAAGAUGAAAUAGCAGCAUUGCGGCAGACACUGAUUGCCAAGGAGAAACAUCUAAUUGAAAUAAAACAGAAGAUGGGUAUUACUCCACUGAAUGAAAUAAAGCAUAACUUAAGCAAAAGUUGGCAUGAAAUGCAGACUUCUGUGAUAUACAAAAAAACACAGGAGACGCUCAAUAACACUGGACAGAAGGCAUCAGCAGCUUUAAAUAAUGUAAGCUCAACGCUUACUAAGAAACUAGGAGAGAUGAACUUGCAUUACCUAAGGCUACUGUUCCCAAACAGAAAUUCUCCCACUUUAAAGUCCUUUGAAGAGCGGGUGGAAACUACUGUCAGUAGCUUAAAGUGUAAAGUCGGUGUACCUACCCGCAGCAGUGGAAGUUUUGAAGAUGUGUUGAACUCUGCUGCUAAUGCCAGUGUUCAAGAAUCAAGCCCGGGGUAUCAGCAAGCUAAAGACUUUGGAGCGUUUUAAAUCUUUACGUU